Messenger RNA from Saccharomycopsis crataegensis, 192 nucleotides. RefSeq lists its product as uncharacterized. The record is from RefSeq and is a predicted model, not a curated record. The transcript has a single exon. The coding region runs from base 1 to 192 and encodes 63 amino acids. Lineage: Eukaryota; Fungi; Ascomycota; Saccharomycetes; Ascoideales; Saccharomycopsidaceae.
AUGUACCAUUUUGGUGGUACCGUCCUCUCAUUGACUAAAGGGUCCACCACCCAUUGGCCAUACACUUCUUCAGCGACAAGUAAUGCCUCAUCUGGAUAUUUUAAGCCUUGGAUUAGCAUUUCUUUGUAUAUAGAUGACACUAAUAACUUCUAUUUAGUUAAACGUGCGAAACUUGGAAGAAGGUUCCAGUAA